Molecule: messenger RNA, 2659 nt
Organism: Colletotrichum destructivum
Lineage: Eukaryota; Fungi; Ascomycota; Sordariomycetes; Glomerellales; Glomerellaceae
Product: Putative AAA+ ATPase domain, P-loop containing nucleoside triphosphate hydrolase
Exons: 5
Coding region: 118-2346 (742 amino acids)
Molecular function (GO): ATP hydrolysis activity; ATP binding
Source: RefSeq, a predicted model, not a curated record
UUCUCGCUUUGUAGUCCAAUCUACAAACUACAAUCGGAAGUCCUCUUAUAGGCCCACUAUCUUCUCUACAGCCCCUUUGUUCUAGAUCCCAUAGCAGGAAUCUCCUCCCCUGCUGCGAUGACGUCAAUAGCGUCUGAAUCCGUGGCCACGAUUCUCUGCACCAGUAAGCAGACGCGCUUCAAUAUACAGACCGCAGACCAUCGCGAGCUGGACAUUGACGGCCUCAACAUCACAGUCGCGUCGGCCGGGAAGUCCGGCGCAAAGGCCAAGUCCAAGGCCCGGAGUGACGGUACCGAGAUACUCGUUGACGCCAAGCUGCGCCUGAAGGCCGGCCAGCGGUACGCGCUUAUCGGGAGAAAUGGCUCUGGGAAGUCGACACUCCUCAAGGCCAUCGCCGAAAAGUUGAUCCCAGGUAUCCCCGAGGAGACUCGGGUGUCCCUUCUUCAGCAGACCAGCGUCAGCGAUGCCGAUUCAGACACGCGCCCCGGUGAUGGCGUGGCCGACACAGGUGAAUCUAGCGGCGGCCGCAGUGUUCUGGAGCAUGUAAUCGAGCAGGCGACUGCCAAGUCAGACGUCGAGCAGGAAAUCAGAGCCUUGUCCGAAGGCAUCAACAGCACCGACCCGUACGGCCCCGUGCACGCAGUUCGCGCUCUUCGUCACGAUAGAAACCAGAAGCGUCUCUUCCGAGAGGACAAGAACGCGAGGCUGCGCAGCGGAGAUCGGGGUCUAGCGGCCAGAAAAGUGCUCAAAGCAUUUGGAAAGACGGUUGCCGAGUCACAGAAACUCAUGGAGCAACCGCAGGGUGAGAUUUCAGCCGAGGCUCUCAAAAAUGAGACCCAGGAGGCAUUGGACAUGCUGGCGGAUCUCCAAUUACAGGUCGAGCCCUCCAGAGUAGCCGAGAUCGAGAGCAAAGCUAAGCGUAUCUUGACCGGUCUCGGAUUCUCCGAGGCCUAUAUGUCGAAACCGGUAUCCAGCCUCUCUGGUGGGUGGAGGAUGCGAACAGCGCUAUCCGUAUCGUUGCUCCAAGAGACUGACGUCCUCAUCCUGGACGAGCCUACCAACUUCCUCGAUCUGCUGGGCAUCAUCUGGCUUCAGCGCCAUCUUGAAUCCCUCCAAGACGUGGAUGGCGCUCCGACGCUGAUCCUCGUGUCCCAUGAUAGAGACUUCAUCACUCUCUGCACCGACCUUCUCAUACUCAAGGAAAAGGGGCUUACCUACUUCCACGGCGACCUGCCAACUUACGAGGCGUCACAAUCGGAGCGCAAACUCUGGCUGACCAAGAUGAAGGACGCCCAGGACAAGCAGAAGGCGCAUAUUCAGCAGAGCAUUUCUAACAACAUGAAGGCCGGAAAAGCCAACGACGACCAGAACAAGCUUCGGCAAGCCAAGUCCCGUCAAAAGAAACUCGACGAUCGCUGGGGCCUCCAAGUUAGCGCCAAGGGCGGUCGGUUCAAGUUGAACCGGGAUCUCGUCGGCUACCACUUGACGGCCCGUGACGAAAUCGAUGUCCCACAGGAUGAGCGACCGGUGAGCUUUGUCUUGCCGGAGCCCCCAGAUCUCCGAUUCCCCGGGCCUCUCAUAUCAGUGGAGAACGCAACGUUUCGUUACCCCGUCAAGACGAAGACAAAGACGGCGGUACCGAUUGUGUUACAGGCCAUCAACCUUUCGGUUCAUAUGGGCGAUCGUAUUGGCAUCCUUGGUUUGAACGGCGCGGGUAAAUCGACGCUUGUGAAGCUUCUCGUAGAAGAGGCGAAGCCCACGACCGGGACGGUGACGACCCAUCCCCGGCUGAAGCUGGGAUACUAUUCUCAGCAUGCAGUCGAAUCUCUGCAAGAAAAAGGCCGGGCCAAUCCCUCCAUGACGGCCUUGUCGUUGCUCACGGAAGAAGUGGCCGGGGAGCUGGAUGAAGGGCAACUUCGCGGCGUCCUCGGCAGCCUCGGCCUGCCUGGCCGGAUCGCUUCCGACGUGCCCCUCGGGAAGUUAUCUGGCGGCCAGCUGGUGCGAUGCGAGCUUGCGCGCCUUCUGUGGCGGAGACCGCACUGUCUCAUUCUUGAUGAAGUGACGACUCAUCUUGACUACGAGACUGUCACGGCCAUACGGGAAUCGCUCCGCGACUGGGAAGGGGCGGUGAUCCUCGUCAGCCACGACCGAUGGUUCAUGCGCGGGGCUGUCGAAGGGUUGGUGGAGGACUCUGACAGCGAGGAGGGGGACGACGACGAAGAUGCGGUGCCCAGACGGCGGCUUGUGUAUAAACUGAGGGCGGGGGUGCUCACGCGGUUGGAGGGCGGGGUGACCGAGUUUGAGGAGGGUGUUGCGAAGAGAGUGAACAGGCUGCUCAACAUGUAGAGAGACUACUGGAGUUGAUCGAGACUGGUUGGUGGUCUUGCAUUGUGCCAAAGUUUUUUUGUGCCACCGACUUGUGGUUGAUCUCGACAAUCGCAGCACGGGACGGUCAUCGAGUUCCGUUUGUUAGGCAGAAGGAUACCAUAUCAUUCCAUUGGACUAGCGAGACAGGCCUAAGCCGUCCGGCGCACGUUGAGUAGGUGCAUAGUUCGUUGUGGAUGUGGGGGGAGGGGUUUCCGGGAAUCCGCGCGUCGACUCCGGUUUUUGACCGCCCGCCCCGACCAGCAUCAAUCGCAUAAAAUUGUUUGCAUAUCGU